Messenger RNA from Arabidopsis thaliana (thale cress), 544 nucleotides. RefSeq lists its product as uncharacterized. Lineage: Eukaryota; Viridiplantae; Streptophyta; Magnoliopsida; Brassicales; Brassicaceae. Bases 72 to 335 code for a protein of 87 amino acids. The transcript has a single exon. The record is from RefSeq and is marked reviewed.
CGACUGUAUCAACUAACUAAAAAUACAGAAAGAGAAAUUAAAAGAAAGAGAGGAGAUCAAAUAUUGUAGCAAUGAGAGCUUUCAGCUUAAUGAUAUGUGUUCUCGUCUUGGCAACGUUGAUUAUGGUGGCCGAGUCUAAGUCUUCCUAUAGUGGGAACGACGAGACACUCACUCCUCCUCCUCCGAUGGCUCCUUCACCGUCACCAACUGGUACUGACGGCGGUCACUUUGGUGAACCCAAGACGCUUCUACCACCUCCAAACGCCGCCACUUUCACCACUUGCCCGCUGUUAAUCACCUCAACAUUGAUUAGUGCCUUGGCUUUCGUCUUCUAAUAUAAGACGUGUUUUUCUUCUUCUUUACUUUGUUUUGAAUUUAUUUCCUUGUUUUGUUUUCAAGUUCAACUCGUGUAUACUGAUCUCCAACUAACCUUCGACUACGAGUAUUCACAACGAUCAGAUAAAUUUUGCGAUGUACUGAUAAACGAAACUAGUACACUAUCCCCAUUUAAUUUGUUGUCUUUUAUUCUCAUAGUAUUAUAGAC